AUGAGUGACAUCGACGAAAGGGAACCAGAAGCAGUGGCCAGUAAUGAAGAAGAGGAAACUCAAGCUUCUGAGAAGGAGCAAGAAGCCGUAGCUCAGGCCGAUGAUGAAGAAGAAGAUCAAGCUUCCGAGAAAGAACAAGAAGCCGUAGCUCAGGCUGAUGAUGGAGAAGAAGAUGAAGUUGGUGAGAAUGAACAAAAAGCGGUUAUCCACAGCGACAGUGAAGACGAAGAUAAUGAUGAGAAGAAGGCGGUCAUUAACAGCGAUGAUGAAGAUCUAACUAUUAAACAGAAGGUGGUGGUGGAAAGCGAUGAUGAGGAAGAUGAUCUGACUAUUAAAAAGAAUAAAGAGUAAGUUUUUGAUGUUGUUGUUCAAUAUUUAGAAGUUAGCGUGGAACAACGGUUGUUAUGAUUAAGUUUACCUUGAUAUAGGUGUAAACUAGGUUUUUAGCUAAAAUUCAUCUUGUUUUAGCUAUAAAAUAGUGUUUUAUAGGUUUAGAUGGACAAGAAAUAUCUAUAACAACAUAAUUUUUAUAGUUUUGUUAGUACCUUUUGUUAUUUUAUUAUAUUAUUGUAAUAAAUAAGUGUUCGUUUUAGGAAAAAGAAGAAUGAAGAGCUGUUUGGGUCGUCAAGUUCAUCAGAAAGUGAAGAUGAAGAUGAUGAGAACACCAAAAAACUCAUGGAUGAUAUCUUUGGUGAAGAAGGUGAUGAAGAAGAAGGUGGUGAAGCUAAGGUAACAUUUUAUUAUGUUCAUUCUGCUUUUAGGUAUGAAAAUAAGGAGUUUGAGGAUUUUUUGGCAGGAACUAUCUUUAUUAUGAUUGAAAUGGCAAAAACUUUCUUUACAAAAUUAAAGAUUACUAGAACUUUCUUUACAAAAUCAAAAGACUGCAAGAACUUUUUUUACAAAGCAGAAAAAGCAACAACUUUCUUUCCAGAACAAUAUUAUUUUAAUCUUUAAUCUACCUUUUUAGGCUCCUCAACACGAAGAACACCGUGCGCGAGCGUCCGACAGUGACGACGAGGAUAACCGUGCUGUGCGUCGUGAACGAGACCAGUCGGGCGAUGAGGACGACGAGCGGCCAAGCUACAAGUGGGACUUUGACGAAAUGAUGGCCCGAAAGAAGGCGGAACGUCGCAAGUCCAACAAAAGAAAGCGUCGCGAUGGUGGUAUUGACCUCAUCUCUGAUAACGAUGAACAGAUCAAGAACCUGGUCGAUGAGAUGGCACGAGCCGCGAACGCCGACCGUGCCUCGAACGAGGUUCGUCAGCCAGCGUUCCAAAAACAGAAAUUGUUGCCGAUCGUGAGGAAGACUCUCAUGAAGACGGACCUCUUCGAAGCGUUGUUGGACAAUGGAAUGAUGUCAGCCCUCUCGGAUUGGUUAGCCCCUCUGCCAGAUAAAAGUUUGCCCAGUCUCGAGAUUCGAACCAGUUUCCUAAAGAUUCUCGAGAGUUAUCCGAGGUUAGAACAAGGCAUUCUGAGGCAGAGUGGACUGGGAAAGGCGGUCAUGUUGUUGUUUAAACAUCCGAAGGAAAUUAAGGAGAACAAGGUCAGAGCGGCUAAGUUGAUCCGAGAUUGGUCCAGACCUAUAUUCCAGGUGAGUUAAAUUUUGAGAUAAAAAUAAACUCGUGAUAGGUAAAAUGGCAAGAACUUUCUUUCCAAAUUAAGAAAUAGCAAACAAUUUCUUUACAAAACAAAAAAAUAGCAAAAACUUUCUUUACAAACCAUAAAAUGGUAAGAACUCUCUUUACGAACUAGAAAAUCAAAAGCUUUAUAUAUUUUAUUUUCAGCUGGAUACAAAUUACACAUCUAUGACAAGAGAAGAACGAUAUGAAUUGGAUUAUGUACAAGCGAAGGCGGUCAAGAAACGGUAAUUAUUAUGCUAUUUUUAACGAAAACUUCUUGGUUUUGUCAUUUUUUAAAGGAAAUUAGGCUUGGUUAUUAUAAAUACCUUAAAGGUUUUUCAAAUUUAAACUUAAUCUUGAAAUUUUAGCAAAGAAGACGACGAUUCAGCGCCAGGACCCUCUAAACGAAGCCGAAACCAAAUGGAUCUGGACGAUAUCGACGACGAAACCGUAAAUCCCGGCCAAGAAGGCUUCGUAUCAAGAGCCCGAGUCCCAAAACCAUCGAUGAAAGCCUAUGUGAAUAGGCCAAAGUCGAACGUUGAAGGCCAAUUCCACGGCGCAACCAAGUCACGUCAAGCUACACGAUUCGACAUGGCUCAACGUGAAUUCAAGGAACGUACCAAGACGGCUAAAGCUAAACGUGCCGUGGGCGUGUCGAUCGAGGGCCGACGAAUGGACAUUUAAUUUAUUUCAUCUUAUUAUUGUAUACAAACAGACAAUGAACUUAUUAAACUCAAAAUUUGUUGAUUUUUUAAAUAUAAAUUUUUAAAAUAAAAAAAAUCUUAUUUAAAAAGGCAAGAAGUAAGGUAUAAUAAGCCAUAAACAUCAUUUCAAUAAAAUGUUCAUAAGCAAAAAAACAGGCGUAUAAAAAACAUUUAGCAGCCUGCAUUGCCGUUUUCACUUAUCUGGGCGCAGACGGACAACACGAAAAAGCCUUUCAAAUUCAUUCGUGGACGACUUUCGGCGAAAGCUCAAGAUUGUCGCGUCAAUAUCGGUUUCCAGGCAAGUUAUUUAGCAAGUUUAUUCAUUAGUAAACAAAACAUGGUUUAGUUUAGGUAAUAAAGUCAGUUAUUUUGUUUUUUCAGGCACUUCCAACCAUGAAUGCCACUUUUAUGGAAGAAUACGGCUUGGAAGAGCCUCUGAACUAUGCUCCGACCGCUUUGAACGAGACUAUUAUCCCGGGAGGUAGUGGUUUAUUUGAGAAACGUGAGUUUUUUAAUGUUUUUUUUUGGAUUUUCGGUAGAAGACAAUGGAUUUUGGAGGGUAUUCAGCGAAAAGCUUGUUUUUAAAAGAUGGUUAUGGUUAAAUUUUGACUUCCAGUUGUUAUUUUAGCUGGGAACUACUUUAAGGGAUAGUCGGGGCAAAGCCUUUAUUAAAGACAUUGUUUUAACCAAAAAAUUGAUUAUAGGAGAAAAAACCGACCAAGAACUGUUGGACGAUAUUGAGUUAGAUCGCGAGGUUCGAAGAAAGUUUCCAGAAUACUUUGGAUUACCUGAAGAGCCAGAAGAUAAGAAAAAACCGUUGGAUGAGCAAUUGAUUGAGCUAAAGAAGCGUGUAGAACAACUUGAAGUUCAGUUGGAGUUCAAAGACGCCAAAAUCAAACAAUUAGAGCAACGAAAAGAUGUAAAAUGUAAAGAUAUUACUCCGCGAAAGCCUGUAGCUCAAAUGGGGACAUUGGUGGAGGAGGAUCAGAGCGAACAGAUCGAAGUUUUGGAGGAUCAGCUUCAGAAGUUCAAAAAACUUGUUCAACAGCAGGAAAGCCAGCUGAGUCAGGUGAAGAAAGAGUUGGGAGAUCAAAUGGAAGAAAACAAAGUGUUAUUGAAGCAGAUCGAGGCUUUGGAGGAGGUAGAGUUUAUUUAUUAGUUGUUUUUGGCUUAGGAAUUUUUUUUGGACAUCAGCACAUUGAAACAUAUGUUGUUAUUGUCUUACAGUGUUAAAACGCAUGUUGUCAUAAGCAUUUUUGACGCAUAAGCAGUAGUUUUAAAGUUUUUAAAGCUACAAAUAAGGUCUCUUGAUGCUUUUAGCUAAUAAAACUUGAAUUUUUGGGCAGAUGUAAUAUAAGGAUAUUAUUUUGCGUUGUCUUAAUAUUCUUUUGUUGUUUUUAGAAGGAAAACAAAGCAAAUGAUCCGGAUGCCACAAGAUGUGUUAGAUUUUUGGCUCACAAUCCCUUGGAUAAUGCUCAUAAGCGGUCGAAUGGGCUUCAGAAUAGCAUGGUAGGUAUUAUAAAUUAAAUUCUAGUCCCUUUUUUUGUUCUGUAAAGGAAGUUCUUGUUAUUUUUUGUUUUGUAAAGAAAUUUCUUGCCGUUUUUUGUUCUGUAAAGAAAGUUCUUGCUAUAUUAUAUUCUUCAGACAAAGUUGUUGCUUUUAAUGUUAUUAUAAAAUAAGUUUUAGGGUUCAUCAGCAUCCUCAUCCGGCUCUAGUUUCGAACAAACCGACUGUCUCGAAUGCCACAAGCUUCGAAACCUAUUAAUGGCGGGCAAAAAAGAGUUGGCCGAAAGGAAGCAAACUAACAGACAUUACAUGUCAAUUGUGGAGCGGGUCACUGGAUUUAAAAUUCGAUUUAUGGAAGAUCAAAUCGUGAAAGUCACCAUGAUCUGCGACGAUAAAAACGAUUUUAAACUGGAGGUGGGUUACGGUUUUUGUUUUUUGGUUUUUACCGAUUUUUAGGGGGUAGUACAUUUUCAGAUUAUUUCUUUUGGCGAAGGGGUAGAUUUUUUGCAAUUUUUCGUGGGAGGGGUGGUCAAUUUUUUUCUAAUUAUUUGAGGGGAAGAUUUUUUUGCUUAAAAGUGGUCAGGCGUAGUUUUUCAGAUUGACGGCGACACGAUUCAACUUCUGAACUCGCGAGGAAUUCAAAAAUACGCCACAUUUGCCGAACAGUUUGCCCGCACCUCAGUCCCGUAUAUGUUUGCCAAAGCGUUGUGCUACAGUUUCGAGAGGCCGGACUCAACAACCACGAUGUUCCAAGAGACUGCCACUUACUGUGAAACGGUCCAAAACACUACCGACAUCUUCUAA
Molecule: messenger RNA, 4633 nt
Organism: Bursaphelenchus okinawaensis
Lineage: Eukaryota; Metazoa; Nematoda; Chromadorea; Rhabditida; Aphelenchoididae
Source: the annotation of a GenBank genome assembly